Molecule: messenger RNA, 1158 nt
Organism: Strigops habroptila (Kakapo)
Lineage: Eukaryota; Metazoa; Chordata; Aves; Psittaciformes; Psittacidae
Gene: LRRC18
Product: leucine rich repeat containing 18
Exons: 2
Coding region: 305-1084 (259 amino acids)
Molecular function (GO): protein binding
Source: RefSeq, a predicted model, not a curated record
UUGAAUUGAAAGACUCUGAAGUGGGGGAAGGCCUUUUUGCCACUCCUUCUCCCUCUGCACACUCACAUACACAAGUUUCUUGAAGGGCUGCCAUUUUCCAUCAAGGAAGUAUGAUUCGGAAUUUGCAGGACUGCAAAAAGGAAAUUGUCCUGUGGUCUCUGCUCAUGCAUUUGUUUACAGACUGAAAGACUAAUCCAUGACUCAGCGAAGAGAAGACAGAGGACAACUGCACAGUAACGAAGGUUAAUCCUACACAUCUAUACCUCACCUGAGUCUGGUGUAUCUGUCUGUCUUUCAGCGAGAGAUGGCCAAGGGGAAAGCAAAAGGGAAAAAGAUCACCUUGAAAAUUGCCAAAAAUUCCAUCCGGAUAGCUCCUGACGGAGCGCGUCGUCUUGACUUAAGCAAGAUGGGUAUUACCACCUUCCCCAACUGCAUUCUAAAACUGGCUGAUGUGGAGGAACUUGAUUUGAGCAGAAACAUGUUAAAAAAAAUUCCAAACAGCAUCCAGAAGUUCGAGAAACUGCGCUGGCUGGACCUGCAUAGUAAUCAGCUUGAGGACUUGCCCAAGGCAAUAGGUACGCUUCAGAACCUCUUCUACCUGAACAUAUCCAACAACAAGCUGACCACCAAAAAUCUGCCAGAGGAGUUGAACCUUCUCAAGAACCUGCAUAUUCUCAACCUUGGCUUGAACUGUCUUGACAGUAUUCCCACCAGCCUUGGGGCCUUGAAGGAACUUCAGGAGAUAGGUCUCUUUGACAAUUCCUUGACCACCAUCCCAAACAGUGUGAAAAAUCUUCCCAAGCUCAAAAAACUGAAUGCAGACAGAAAUCCUUUUCUAGAUUCAAUAGAGCAAGAAGAGUAUGCUGACUCCAUUAAACGCGUAGAAACUCUUUACUUAGUACAAGAGAAAGACCUGUGCUCUUCCUGCCUGAAGGUGUGUCAGGGUGAGAAGGACAAGCUGAAUAAGCUACACAGUGAGACACCUAGCUCUUCAAAGAAUCUAAGUUUCCCUUUACUCCUUACACCCAAUUCCACUGCAAGGGAUAACCAAGAAGAAUGGAGAGUAAAAGACACACAUCCUUGAAAUAUGCCAAGGUACUCCACAGACCAUGUCCCAUGGAGUCCAGCCCAAGCUAAUAAAAAGCUGACCCUCCUCCC